Messenger RNA from Akanthomyces muscarius, 1113 nucleotides. RefSeq lists its product as uncharacterized. Gene Ontology annotation, biological process: regulation of DNA-templated transcription. Gene Ontology annotation, molecular function: DNA-binding transcription factor activity, RNA polymerase II-specific; zinc ion binding. NCBI's taxonomy places the organism in Eukaryota, Fungi, Ascomycota, Sordariomycetes, Hypocreales, Cordycipitaceae. The transcript has 5 exons. The record is from RefSeq and is a predicted model, not a curated record. Bases 1 to 1113 code for a protein of 370 amino acids.
AUGACUUGGGACACUUUACGCCGCCCCGGACAGGCCAAACCACGCCGCAGCAAGGGAUGCCGAACGUGUUUGCGCAGAAAAGUCAAAUGUGAUGAACGCCGACCAACCUGCGAGAGAUGCGACAAGAGUUCUUACGCAUGUCUCGGCUAUGGCGACAACCGCUUGGCGUUUGUCCACAUGACUACAGGCCAAACGGACUACUCCAAACUGGAGCAAUGCCAUGAGGAAACUACUCCAAGCAGGAAAUUACUCUACACAGCUGGCGACCACACCAAAUCUCUAGCCAACCUUUACAUGAAAGCCAGCACGAACUACGUCAGCUCACCACUACACUUACGAGCCCAUCUGGAGGAGAUUAUCGUUUCACACCUUAUGUGGAAGCUCCCGGUCGAUCCACAUGAAGUCAGUCUGGACCAAAGCGACCUUCCAAACUUGUCCGCUAUUCUCGCAAGCUGCGAUCAUGGCUCCCCCGCAUACUUCUCCGGCCUGAGCUCCGCGGCAGCUUUGUUUAGCCGUACCUAUCGAAUCGACGGCAUGGCUGAAUGGUCCGUCCGGUUAUACAGCCGUGCCCUGCAGCUAUUGCACCGCGACAUGCAAUCCGUCAGCGAACAUAUGGAUCGAACGAAAGCGUAUAUCAAUCUGUGGAGUAUCGCACUUCUCAGUGUAUAUGAAAUGACCUUACCAACAAGUCUCUCCAAAUGGAAAAUACAUGGCUAUGGCCUAAGUGCAUUGGUGGAAGGGAUGGGACCUUAUGCAUUUGGUAAUUCUAAUGCACAUAAACUGUUUGUAGACAACCGGCGCACUAUAGCUAUUGUCCACAUAAUGGACGGGAAACGCUGUUUCCUUGAGCGACCAGAGUGGAAGACUAUCCCUUGGUCCACUAGAAACGAAGAAAGACCUAUAAAACAGUCUUUGGUCGAUAUACUCUGCGACAUACCCGGAAUUAUAGAAACAUUUAGGGCUAUGCGCAAACGUGGACCCUGCCAGGACGACGAUAUGGACAGUACACGAAAGCGUCUGAAAGACCAGAUUAUCAAAACUAUUGAUGAGCUGCAGCAAAUAAGGUACCAAGACUUCGAUCUCGUUGAACUCGACUGGUCAGCCCAUGUUUAG